AUGAGGGCCUCCGUAUUCCUCGAAGCCAUCUCCGUGUUUGCCGGGUUUGUCUCGGCUGACAGCAUCCUGCGACGCGACAAUGGCACCUAUGGGCCGGAGCUCGAGGAAUUCCACUACUACUUCGGCCAGUGGCCUACUGGUCAUGCGGUAUCAUCGACUGGUCGCCUCUUCGUCUGCUACGUGCGAGGCGGAGGAGCAUCUCCCUUCACACUGGGCGAGGCCGUCAACAAGACUGCCGAAGAGGCAUAUCCAUCUGCGGACUUUUCGAUCCCCACUACGCAUGUCAACACCACCGUCAACGGAAUGCAAUUUGGCUCCUCAAACUCCACCGGUUUUAUCAGCGUGCAGGCGCUGUACAUCACCUCUGAGACCGACGAUCGGCCCGAGACACUCUGGGUCCUUGAUACCGGGCGGCCUACCGUUGCCACUUCGAGCGGCAGGCUCUCUAUGGUAUAUGGCCAACCUGGAGGCCCUAAGCUUGUCGCAAUAAGCCUGACAAACGACACCGUCUAUGCGACCUACACUUUCCCGGCCGAGGUCGUCUAUCCGGACAGCUACCUUAACGAUGUCCGCCUCGACCUGCGCCGAUCCGCUGUGCCAGGAGGCAAAGGCGUCGCCUACCUUGUCGAUUCGAGCGCGGAGGGACGUCCCGGGUUUGUCAUGCUGGACCUGGGCACGGGCGAAUCUUGGCGGCGUCUUGAUGGCGACAAACACGUCUUGCGCGAAGAUGGUGACGUUGCUUCGUACAACGGCCAGGCUUUCUACCAAGUGCCUCAGGGAGGCGGCUCAUUUGCCCACAACAAAGAGGGAAACAACGGAGUAUCUCUGUCACCGGACUUGGAAACAAUGUACUUUACGACUUUGACGGGCAACACUUUGUUCGCCGUCCCUACCGCCAACCUUCGCACACGUGACGACGUGCCCUGGGCCGAGCAGGCUGCGAAGAACAACGUGACCAGCGUCGGCCAAAAGGGCGGCAACUCCAACGGUUCCGAGGGUGACUCGAAUGGUCUGAUCUACAUGAUCAUGCCCGAGCACAACGCCGUCUAUUACUACGACCCCAAAGACCUUAAAGUUCACACUUUCGUCCGCGACCCUCGCAUGCUGUGGCCUGAUCCACUGUUCAUCGCCGAGGAUGGAUACAUGUAUAUAAACGUUGUACAAAGCUACUGGAGUCCGAGAUGGAAUGGUGGGAAGGAUUUGAGGCAGCUUCCAGGCGCUGUCUUGAGGGCCAAGCUUCCCAACAAUGGUAAAAAGAUGAGGCUGGAUUACGCGUAG
Diaporthe amygdali is the source of this 1278-nucleotide messenger RNA. Its product is annotated as major royal jelly protein. The record is from RefSeq and is a predicted model, not a curated record. The transcript has a single exon. NCBI's taxonomy places the organism in Eukaryota, Fungi, Ascomycota, Sordariomycetes, Diaporthales, Diaporthaceae. Bases 1 to 1278 code for a protein of 425 amino acids.